UAGUGAUUACGACAUUCGUUGCCGAGUUUUCAGUUCCUUACGCCGAAGCACAGAUUCUUCGGCGUUACAGAAGCUGGUUUGGAAGUUAGGUCAUCCACUGGGGCAGAUUGAGACCUUACGACGUGUGGAAUCGAUCAAUUACGAUUUUUUGUGAGGCUACUGUGAUUGGGAUUUUGUAUAGGGAUCAAGGUUUCUAUCUUGGGUACGAUUGUUGUUACUCUUGCGAUUGCACGACAGAGAUGAGGAUUUCUUGAAUUGGACUAAGAAGAGGUUGCGAAUUGCACACCAUGGGGGUAGAUCUGGUGCGCGAGUGUCAGCGAUGCCUUGCCCAGGUGGCGGACGAAGUCGAGGGCGGGCUACUGUAUGUUGAUGAAGGAGCAGGGGAGUCUCUGCAUUACAUGGGAGGGCUACCCUUUGUGUUGCAGCUGGGUAUCAGAGCGAUUUGCAGCUUGGAGAAUGCUUCCCCCCUUGACGCUGCAGUUGCAUGGCAAGGGGGGCGGUUACUGAAAGUGGUGGUUCUUACUGCACGAUUACUCAGCGAUGCACACCGGUAUGUUUUGCGGUGCCUGCGGUGUCACCCCAAUGUCAAAAAGUGCACCAUCUUCACCUCUGUUUCACAGGAAGGGCAUUCGGCAUGUCUCGAGACUCCAUUGGGGCAUAACGCCUACCAAGAAUACAGGAGUUUAUUGCAACAAGAUCUACAAUCUUCUGGGAAAAGAGUAUCAUUAGAUGGGAGCUUCGGUUGGUCAGAAAGCAGAGAGAUAUCGGAUGAUUUUGAGAUCAUUAUUAGGCAUGUACCCUUGUUAAUGUGCGCCUUGGCCCCAAAUUUAUUCGUGCUACCUUCAGGUGGGGCAGAAGCCGAGUCCCCUCUUUCUGAUCUCAAGAGUGGUCCAUCAUUGGGUCCAGGGUUGCCACCCAUUGAUACGGGCGUGAUGUUUGACGUUGAUGACAGAGUACCGUCGGGGGCAUCCCUCCUUGGCCACUUUCUACACCAACUUACUUCUCAGCUGGAUGUAAAAGUGGACGUAUUCUCUUUGGGUCCACUCGCUCAUCUGGUUGGGAACCUAGUGACAGACUUGUCAUCAUCAAUCGUGUUAGAUCACGGUUCGCAACGAAAGUCGGCGGGCCUUUUAUUGGUAGAUCGGUCACUGGAUCUUAUCACUCCCACAUGUCACAACGAUAAUUUUAUGGAUCGUGUUGUAUAUUCACUUCUUCGCAGGCCUACAGUACUUCCCUCUUCACGCCCUCAAAUGACUGGCAACGAGUCUCAACCUUUGGCUCGGAAACCCAUGGACUUUCGUGUUCCAACAGUGAGCAGACGAGGUGAUGCAAGUAAAAUUGCAGAGUUUCCACUUUUGCCACUUAUGACUGGGUGGGAUCGCAAGGCACAGAAAGACCCUUCACAUGGACAUGAUGACAGUUCUGGUGCUGCGGAAGAUGACAUAGGGCAGAUGAUGGGUGGAUCACUUGCAAUUUCAUGGGAUCGUCUCGGGUUGUUCAGUCUAGAAAACAUGUUGGACAAAUCCACUAAAGACGCUACCCUCAUGAUAAGGAAGUGGUUUCACGAAGCUCUGAGACAAGAGAAGCAGCCGGUGCCUGUAAGGGCUCGUUUAGGUGCUAUGACCCCUGGAGAACUUGCUUCGCUGCAGGCAGCGUUGUCAGCUAAGCCAGAUAUGACAAUCCGCCAUGUGGAUCUUCUACAGGUGGCUAGGGCAAUGGAGGAAGUUCUGAGUGGGGAUAAGCGGUCGAAAUGGGAAGCCGUCAGCAGUGCAGAGAAAAUUUUAAGACUGAGUGUUAAUGAUGGAAGUCAAAGCAUUGCUCUUCAACUUAGUGAUAUGGUGCAACAGAUUUCUCAUGAUGGUAUGCUAGAUCUAAGCGAUGUGCUUACUUUAGCCAUUGUUGGGUAUGCUCUUGCUGGCGAGGCGAGUCCCAAGGGGCUCUCAAGUGGUCCGUUUGCAUGGCAAGAAGAGGCAGUUCUGACAGAAUCCCUUGUAGAUGCUGUAAUGAAAGGCCGCUCUGAUCUUGGGUUUUCCGAGCGUCUGAAAAGGGCACUCGAUGCUCACUGGAAAAAAUCUGAGGGCAAUUUCACACAAGGUGGAGUUGAAGAGAAAAAUGCUGAAAAGUUGACUACCAAUGACGACGAUGGCUGGGGGGAGUGGGAGGGUUUAGAAGAAGAUAUUGACGAUGGAGAUUAUGGAGAGACUCAAUUGAAGUUGGAGAUAAGGGACCGCCUACAAGAAGUUAUGUCUGUUCUACACUGUGUAUCACGAGCUCGGGCACGACUUCCUGUUGCUUUACGCUCUACUGAGGAGCAAGUUUUCCCUACGGGACUAUUACAGCAGGUGUUUUCAUUGAUAUUCGCAAAAGCUGAUGUUCCGGGACUGCACCAUCACUCAUCAAGUGUUGGUAAUUUUUUUAAGAGUGGCCUUGGGAGAUUUGGCCUUGGUCAGAGAUUACAACAGCCAAAGCUGGGAGAUUACAGGACAAUCAUUGUGUUUGUUGUUGGUGGAAUCAGCGGUUCCGAGAUUCGUGAGAUUAAGGAAGCUCAAAUGGGACACCCAGGGUCAGAGAGUGUAGAGGUUUUGAUGGGGGGUACAACAUUUUUAACUCCAUCAGAUAUGCGGGAUCUUCUUCUGGGUUCACAUUCACGAUCAUAAGCAAAUUUAUUUCUUUGCAUCCC
Molecule: messenger RNA, 2680 nt
Organism: Physcomitrium patens
Lineage: Eukaryota; Viridiplantae; Streptophyta; Bryopsida; Funariales; Funariaceae
Product: sec1 family domain-containing protein MIP3
Biological process (GO): vesicle-mediated transport
Source: RefSeq, a predicted model, not a curated record